GGGGCUUUGUUUCGGGGGAGGAGGACCCGGAGCUCUUUUGUUUGGGGGUUUGGUGUUUUCACCUCCCCCCCCCGCUUCCCCCAACCCUCCCCCCCACUCCGCGCCUCUCCGGUUUCCUGAGCUGCGGGCUGCAAGGGAGGAGAAGCGGCGUCUUGCAACCCCCCUCGGCUGGGCCCCGGGGUAAUUCGAUGCGGGCCUGGCGAGGCUCCCCCCGCUAGACCCGGGCUCGCGUCUCGGCAGCCUCCACCCACCGGCCCACCCUACAUUUAGCGCAUCAUGUGAUCCGGGAUCAAUGUGACUCUGGAAACAAAUGGAUGAAUGAAUAUCCAUAUGAAGAGGAAAACAAUAAAGAAUUUCAACACCCUUGAGAACAGAAUGUUAAUGCUUGAUGGGAUGCCGGCAGUCAGAGUCAAAACAGAGCUUUUGGAAUCUGAACAAGGGUCUCCAAACGUCCACAACUACCCCGAUAUGGAAGCUGUUCCCCUGUUGCUAAAUAAUGUGAAAGGGGAACCCCCGGAGGACCCGUUAUGCGUAGAUCACUUCCAGACACAAACUGAGCCAGUGGACUUGUCCAUCAACAAAGCCAGGACAUCCCCCACAGCCGUUUCCUCCUCCCCCGUUUCCAUGACAGCGUCCGCCUCCUCCCCUUCUUCAACUUCAACCUCUUCGUCGUCUUCUAGUCGUCCAGCCUCAUCGCCAACUGUUAUAACAUCAGUAUCUUCAGCAUCAUCUUCGUCAACGGUAUUAACUCCAGGGCCCCUUGUUGCCUCUGCCUCUGGUGUGGGAGGCCAGCAGUUUUUGCACAUUAUCCAUCCCGUUCCGCCUUCAAGUCCCAUGAAUUUACAGUCUAACAAACUGAGUCACGUUCACCGCAUCCCCGUGGUGGUCCAGUCGGUGCCUGUUGUCUACACAGCUGUGCGGUCACCUGGAAAUGUGAACAACACUAUCGUCGUACCACUUUUGGAGGAUGGGAGAAGCCAUGGCAAAGCACAAAUGGACCCCCGAGGCCUAUCUCCCAGACAAAGUAAAAGUGACAGUGAUGAUGAUGACCUGCCAAAUGUGACCUUAGAUAGCGUUAAUGAAACUGGAUCUACGGCCCUUUCCAUAGCCAGAGCAGUACAAGAGGUACAUCCGUCCCCAGUAUCAAGGGUCCGGGGAAAUCGAAUGAAUAAUCAGAAGUUUGCUUGUUCAAUCUCACCAUUUAGUAUUGAGAGCACAAGACGCCAGAGAAGGUCUGAAUCCCCAGACUCCAGAAAACGGCGUAUCCACAGAUGUGAUUUUGAGGGAUGCAACAAAGUGUACACAAAAAGUUCUCACCUGAAGGCUCAUCGAAGGACACAUACAGGAGAGAAACCCUACAAGUGUACCUGGGAAGGCUGCACCUGGAAAUUCGCUCGUUCGGAUGAACUGACGAGGCAUUACCGCAAACACACGGGAGUGAAGCCAUUCAAGUGCGCAGACUGUGAUCGCAGCUUUUCCCGGUCAGAUCACUUGGCACUGCACCGCCGGAGGCAUAUGCUGGUGUGAGGAAGGCUACCUGUCCAGCUGAGUGUAAGAGCUGGAUCUCUUAGCGGCACCCAAUUCAGCAGGGCUGAAUCCCCUUCACAGUGUUAACACAAAAGGGCAUCACCAUCCCACGAUGUCUGAAAGCAGAGCAGGAAAAAGAAGUAGUAACACUUCUCCUUUCGGUCUGAAGGUAACCCCCAUCAUGACUACACGAGAAACAACUUCAUGCUGGCCUGGGAGAUCGGUGACACAAAUGCUGAAGAGACAGGCAUUGUUUUCCGUGCUGUGUCCUCUGCCAUUUCAAGAUGUUUGUAGUUUGUACAUUUUCUGAGCUGUCGGACGUUUUGUUAUUGAUACUUUAAAGGUCAUCUACCACAAAUUGAUGGCUAGAGCAAGACCUUGUAAAUUUGAAUUAUUCUCCCAUCAUCCCACCCCUGAACCCGUUUUUACAAGUUUGAGUUACUGUCUAAGUAAGAUAGAACCCACUUCCAAUCUGUUACCAGCAAGCAGCCUGAAAGUAGAAAAGAAGAAGCUGUUGGAGAGGUUCCAUUACCUGAAAAGAAAGGAGCGCUCAGGCAGCCCUUUGCAAUAGUGAUGGCAGCCACUAGAUAUCACCCGCAACUUGUCAUUAUGCCAUCCAUGCCCUGGAGAAAACCAACAUUGAUUCUUUCAUUUGUUUGUUGUUGAUCGUUUUUGUUUUGUUCUGCUUCUGUUUUGUUCAUCUGUUCGAGCAGAGGGGCAGCGACAUUUCAGUUGGAGUCUAGUCCUGGUGUCUGCCCUGGCAUGGACGGGCACAGAGCUGUUCUGUAGUUGAAUAGGAAGAGCCUGUCUAAAAAAACUACUGCCCCACUUCAAAUUGCAGUGUUCUGUCACCUAGGCAUCAUCUCUUCCUGCCCCUAGUAUUUGAUUACAAGGAAUCGGGGGGAGGGGGGAAACUUUCUUAGACACACUGGCACCAAGGUAAGAGGUGGGGCUGACCAGGCAGUCAGUGAACAUGAAAAAAUCAGACAAAGCAGAGAUGGAAAUAAUGCGCCUCUUGAGGAGAAAAGCAAUAACGAAUAAAAGGACUUGCCUACAAUAACUUCACUGAGGACUCAUGUUACCAAUUUUCAUACUCACUAAAGGGAUUGUAAAAAAACACCCCAGCAUUUUAGAGGUCUUGGUUACAUUUGCAGCACUGAGGUAAUCUUUCUGCUGUUUGUUGUCCUCCUUGGUUGAGUACCACAAUUAAAGAUUAUGCUCCCCCUUUUCUUGUUUGAAAACAGUUAUUUGGUGACUAGAAAGGCCACGGAGGCAUAGCAGGGAAUUAACUCUUGGGUGAAUGGGUCAGUUCUUGGAACCAAGUCAGUGGGAAAGGAAUGCUCCCCAGGGAAAGCCUGACACGGUGCUAGUUUCCUCCCUUGGAGAGCCAAGGAUAAGUGACUCUCCAAUAGGUUCUUGUCUACAGAUUUCAUUUUCUAAACUGUAUUAGCACCCAGUGGUUCUGCAAUGGCACCUGCAGGGGUAUUGAACCCACUCAUCCUGUGCUGAGGGUGAGAGGAAAUUAUAGUCCCGUCAGCCCCCAAAAAUUAUGAGCCCGUUUUGCAACUAGCAAAGUCUAUAGUAAACAAAGCAAUACAUCACCAAUGAGCAUUCUUUCAGAAAAAUUAUCAUAUUUUUUCCCCACUAAAAGCUGGGUUUUUUCAGCUUUCUGUGGCUAAGGGGCUCGGUGAGGUUUUUUUUUUUGUCGUUGUUGUUGUUGUUAUUAUUAAGAUUUUUUUUUAUAGCUUAGGUAUAAGAAGUUGCCAGCAUAGACCUUUGCAAUAUAUUUUAAUUACAAACACUUGAUUUGGAGAAUUGCACAAAUCAACCUCACAAUAUUACUAGCUCAUUUUUAAAGGUGUGAACAUUCUGAAAUAAUUUCUGGUUCUAGAAUUAUCCUUUUUAGGAUUAUCUUCUAAUUCAGAUAAUCUUAUUUUGGUGAAGCAAAAACUAUAAACAUUGAAAAAGGAUGAUUUGUGUUGGAUGGCAUUAAAAGGAUUUUUUUUUUUUUUUCAUGUUCAAGCAACAGCAUAAUGAUUUUCAGGUCAAAUUCUACCUUCAAAAGUAUGUGCUCUACAUUUCCUGCCAGGUCUGAAAAAUUCAUUGGCAGUUUCCCUCCAACAAGGGCUGCAAUUCUAUGGAUAAAUAGCUUCUUUAGCUACGACAGUGUACUACCCACCAAGCACUGGGUUUUUGUGGGGUUUUUUACCAACUGGAAAGUUUUUUAUCUGUACCGUAUGCAACCCCUACUUCUCAUUGCCUGUGACUAUUUUGAAUAGAAAGGCCAGUGUCGGUUACUGGCCAGUGGCAAAGAACACAGCAUGACGAACACAGGGCAUGGUGAACACAGCUGCGAAGCCCUCUAUGCUAGUCCUGGAACCAAGUUGGCAGAUAGUAGGUGAAUCACUGAGGUGAAGGGCAGACUUGAUUUGACUCUGCCUGCUCUCGUAAGAAGGGCCAAUCCUGUUCUCUGCUGAGAGAUCUUGAGAGCGUUACAGGUAGAAAUGGUUUUUAGAAUUCAUAGAACUGACAGGCAGUGGGAGCCUCCUGAGUGACAGCUCGAUUUAAAUUUAGCACAGAACGAAAUGAGCUGCUCCUCUGUAACAACAUAGGAAAAAUUCAGGGACGUGAGCUUGUCUGCUCACCCCCUGAAAGUGGCAACCCAACUGAGACAGUAAUUUUACUGAUAGAACCUGUCAGCAUUAUGCCAUUUCCCCCCUUUGAUGUAUUGAUACUUCUAAGGAGGGAUCCAAGCACAAAUAGUGAAUGAGUUGCUGAUCUAGUCGCAGGACUGAAAUUUACCUGGGGCUUGUCUUGGGACACAACAAAUUCUCCUUGGUGAAUUUUCUACAAGUGUUUCCCUGUGGAAAAGAAGGUAGUUUGGGAGAGAAGGAAUUACAUUUUUAAGUAAGAAUAUCUUCAGGCAUAGAAAAGCCUACUCUAUUUUAUCUUAUGUCCAUUCUAGACUCUUUUUAAAAGCACAGUAGAUGAUUAACAACAGAAAAGGAGUAGAAUCCAAAGGACUUCUCAGUUGUUCUCUAACUAGAAGCAUUCUUUGGUUUCAAAUUUGAAGCUAUUCAGUUUGCAGCUGGGCGUAUGUGCAUGUUUGGGAACUUAGACACAGGUAGCUGCAAUGGCUUGAGAAGCUACAGUUGACCUGUCUCUGCAUUUUAGAGAUUGAUUUCAAGGAAGUUAAGGUUAUUUGAAAAGUUAAGAGGUACAGACUUUGAGGUUUCAAUAGAUUCCCUCCUUGUAUCCUGAUCUUAGGUUGUUUGGGAAAAGAUUCACACUUCCACAUCCACUUCCAGCCCCAUCCCAUCAAUUGCGUGUGGACUUUGAGAAGCCUGCUUGAUAACUUGUCUUAAGUUCUAUUAAGGCAUUUAGACUGAAAUUGCUAAUGGCUUUACCAUAAAAUUUAUACUGUUGCCUGGCAUUACUUUUACAAAACACUAUAGGACAUUUAUUUUCAAAGGCAGUUGAAUAACAAUAACAUAAACCACAUUUUUUUUUAAAAAGAGCACUUUUUAUUCACUUUAAAGUUUAAGUGGAAAAUAGGAAGAGGAAUGUCAUGGGGGAAAAACUUGCAAAAUGCUACAGUGUUUACAAAUGCCAGUUCUAGAUGAUUGAAAAGGCCCUUCUCAUAAUGGUUGAAAUUUGGAAUAGCUUAUACAAAGAUUGUGUUCAUUUUUAUACAGUUGUUUUAACUUCAAAUUGCUAUUUGUGUUUUAAACAUAUAAUUCUGCACUUUGAAAUCAGUUCAUCAGAAUGAUAACAUGUAUAUGGAUAAAGAUGCAGUAUUCCUUAUUCUGUACUUUAUUAUACUUAUCAAAGCUGCAAUUGAAUAAAUCUGGUGAGGUGAGGCCUUCAAAUGUAUUAAUACGCCUUUGUUACAUUGUUACAACUGCUUAGAAAUGUAGCCAUGAUGUUGUUAUAAAGGUGUCUUAACAUUUACGGUAAGGAUUGACAGAAUUUAAGCAGUGUUAAGAAUACCAGCAUUCAUUAUACGUUGAGUUACAAUCUUUGUGUAAAGGAUUGAACGUGAGAUAACUCUUAUGAAUCAUAAUAGGCCCAGGAAGCCUUAAUACACCUAGUCCAUAAUCCAAUCUCAGAUUUUGCUCCUUACUAAUUAAUGCCUAUAAAUUUAGGAGGUAAAUGUAUUCUGCAACUUCACUGAUCAGGUCUCUGCCUUCCACUUUUCUGAGGUAGUGCACCUCAUGAAAAAAAUCUUUCAACUUGAUUUGGUUUCGUUUAGAAAAGGGGUUUGGUGAGCCAUGUGUCUUCCAUAUCGCAUUUCUCCUUAUCUCCACACUGCCUUCCACUUAACCUGUACAGGCCCCCCCCCCCGACAGAUGCACACCUGUGUACACACCUGUAUAUGCAGCAGCCAGGGGGCUAAUAAAUAUCAACAGAGAACUUUUUUAAAAGAAUGAAUUUGUAAUAAUCCAUGCUGUCUAGAAAUGUAAGUUAUUUACCUUACUAGGGAAUCAGCUUAUAAUGGUAUAUAUGACUUUGCCUGCAUUUUAUAGUUAAGAAGUGUACAUAAAAGUUUAAAAUGCUAUAUUUUCACAGUUUCAUUAUAGAAUAAUGUCUGUUUAGCAACCCAUGUCCAUUGGUACUUUAAAUAUGCUAAAUACUGUGCAACUGCAAUAGAAAUACAGAUUUGCGUAAGAAAAUGAAACAGGAGGAUACUGCAUCUUAAAGAAAUAGAGUGAAGAUAUUUUACUGUAUUCGUGACAUGUGUGAUAGUGGAAAAAGUAUUUUCAAACUCACAAAUUUUACAGAGGUUGUAAAUAGUUUGAUGAAGUAUGUUGGGAAAAAGAGCUUCUAGUUUUCAUCACAAUAAAAAAAAAAAAAACUUGUUCAGAUAUGCCUUGUGUAUCUUACACACGAUUAGUGAUAUUGCCAUGGGGACUCUGUUCUGCUCUGUCAGAGCACAGCCCUUGUGCUUCCUGACAAAACGGAGUGGCCACUUGUCUCGAUUUAGCCAGGAUGGUUUAGAACGCAAUGAAGUCAUUUUAAGUUGCAGCCAACUGAUUCCAAACUCAAAAUGUCUUUGCCUGAAAAGAGAAAAACAGCUGCAAAGGAUUUUACUUGUGCUAAAAUAGAAGCAUCUAGCAAUUAUUCUCUUUUCUCAGUUACUUUCCUCCUCCAUGAAGUAGUUCUCUAUCAAAAGAAGCAAGCACCUUCUACAGGUGUUUAUUCUUGUUGAAUCCCAGAGGGAAUACUUUUAGCAGUAGCUACCUGUUGACAAGAUGAGUGCUAUGGAUAUGGCCACAUGUGAAAUGAAUCUGUGCUGGCAAUAGGAAUAAGCUAAUGCCAAUUUUCAGACAUGAAUUAAAAGCUGAAAGUGCCUGUCAAUAAACAUUAUGACCAAUGAGAUAUUCCUAUACUUUUACACAGCAAUAAUUCUUCAUCAGACUGGGUUUUUCCUCCACCUUUGCUAAACACAUGCACACAGAGUAAAUAUAUGCACACAGUAAAUUGAAUCUGUUCAUAUACCCCCUCAAAAAUUAUUUGGUGUGUUUUAAAUAUACCUAAUCUUGUUUAUGUUAGCAUUUCUUAAUUUAAUCUUUCUUAACUACAGAAUGUAAGAAUGCAAGUCUGAACUUUAUGAUUAUCUCCAAUAUAUACUCUGGCACACGGCAUUUAUAAUUUUGAGAGGAAAACUUCACUGUGAUUUGCCCCAAUCUUAUGAAGCACUUGUGUGUGGCUCAAAAAGUUUUGCUCGGUUAAGAAAAGCCAGUUUAUUUAGAACAAAACACUAGAGAUAUUUGUUUGUUUUCCUUUAUUUUAUUCACUGAUAUCAACUGCACAAAUCCAUCUUUACAUUUCUUCAUAUCCUUUUCCCCUAAUAUUUCCUGUUAUCAUCUAAGAACCAUUUUGGAGUGAAUACUGACACAAUCAUUUCUCCCCAAAAAGCCUACAAAGGUAUGACACAUUUAGUAGGCCUAGUCUUUGACUAAGCUUUACAGUUAGUCCUGGAAAUGACCAGAUUUACAUUCAGAACUUCACAAUAUUUUCCUGUCAUUAUUUCACUGCUAAAAGUGGAGUCAUGAAUAGAAAUAUAUGAGUAGAUGAUAUGAAUAGACAAGAGCCCUGGAAAUUCACCAGCCUUACCAUCUCAGAGCACAAAUCCACCCAAACAAGCUAUCAGUAAAAUCAUAUUCUUUCAGAGCCAAACAUUUGGUAAGAGCAAUUUUAAAAGUAUAAUUGUGAUUAAACACUCAGGCUUUAGACAGUGAAGACCUCCACGAUGGACAGUGUUCUCCAGAACCAGAUCAUAGGCCUAGAAAACCAUCUCCCGUUUCUUCCUCUGCAUUUCAGAAAAAAAGGGAAAGAAGGAAAUAUGCCAGGAUAGGGUAUAAAAUAACCAUUUAAGUGUCAAAGGAAAGCUGCUGGGUUCCAUAAUCUCACUGAAGGCAAGUCUUCUGACUGGGCUGUUUUCUGCAAGUUGUCUGAAAGAACUAAAAGAACUUGAAAGGUCAAAAGUUCAGCAAACCAUGAAAAUAAUAGCUGUUCUUUAGUAAACCCUUACUACGUGCCAAGCACUAUACCAGGCAAUAUUUAGACAUGUUACCUCUGAUCUGUACAACAGUACCAGAUUUUAUGGGUGGCUGAGUUGUCCACAAACAGAAAUAGUGAGCGACAGAGUGGGAAUGUGACAUUACCUCUCUCUGGCUCUGAAGCCUGUAUUCUUCCCAGUGCGCCACAGCACGUGUGUUCCCAGAAGCCACCCUUCCAUAUCUAACUCUUAAGUAGUUUUUUGUUGUUGUUGUUGUUGUUGUUUUGCGGUACGCGGGCCUCUCACUGUUGUGGUCUCUCCCGUUGCGGAGCGCAGGCUCAGCGGCCAUGGCUCACGGGCCCAGCCGCUCCACGGCAUGUGGGAUCUUCCCGGACCGGGGCACGAACCCGUGUCCCCUGCAUCGGCAGGUGGACUCUCAACCACUGCGCCGCCAGGGAAGCCCCUUAAGUAGUUUUAUUAUGAAUGUGUAUCAUCUAUUUUCCGAAUAAGAUAUAGGGACAUGAUACAGCACGUGACUUAACCGUGGUACAUAAUAUUUGAAAUCAGCCUUCUCCUGGAAAGUCACACAUGGAGGAUUAUUACAAACAAACAGCACCAGCCAGCUGUCUCCCUGAACUUGUCACUUGCCUCUUAAAAUGUUUGGCCUGGAGAUCCAAAAUCAUUAAAACUCUUCCCUACUUUGUAGCAUUUUCGACAGAGCAGGUUUUCUCGAUUCUGCAUAUUUCUUUCUAGGUUUACUAGAAGGCUUUCCACCUGUAUAGACCUUCUAGAGUAUGUUUAAGUUACAUUUGAAAUGUUCACCUCCAUGGAGCUAGUCGUUAAUAACAGAGCCCACUCUUGGCGGUGGUGAAUGGGGAGACCAUCUUGAACAUUCAGAUGAUCAAGAAGAGAGAACGGACAAUUCCUUUUCAGAUUUCUCACCUAACAGGACCACCUUGGAAUGUUUUCAGUAGCCUUAUAAGUAAUUUGUUUUUAGUAUUGUUGUUAGGUUAAUUGAAUUUUACGUAGGAAGCUGUCCAACCUCAGAGAAAUGACCCCGACCCCCCUUUUCUAUGUAGAACAAGGUCUCUGACAGUAUUGAUUUAUGGAAAUACUAAUGGACUUUUAGAAAACAUUAAGAGAGUGUCAUUUCUCAUGGUAUUUCUUUUUCUGAAAAUGAAUCUCCUGAAUUAUGAUCGUUUUCCAUGUUACUUGGCUGAGGGAAGAGAUAAAACCUGUAUAAGCAAAUUCCCUUCCAUGCUGACAGCAAGUGUUCCAUGUGCACACAACCCACUGCAGAAAGGGGCUUUCUCCUCAGUGAAUUGGGUUUCACAAGCAAUAAUUUCUCAACAACAAAAACCACAACUCUAAGUGAGUUGAAAAGAGGUGAAUAGUGAAAAUAGUCACAUCGGUACUUUUUCUUUCUGGAUUACUUCUCUAGAAAUUUUAAAUGUUUGAGGCAACAGUCUGCCCUUUGGGCAAAGCAAGAACCAAUGAAUGGACUCCUUGUAUGAAUUAUUAUAUCUUGCUUUUUCCAAGUAAGGGUGAAGAGGAGGGUAGAAUUUGGGUCAAAUUCUAGUCAAAAUGCUCAAGUAAUCAAAAAGUAGGGUAUUUUAGGGAUAUACCAACAUCUUCCCUUUCUGCUAAUUUCAUACUCCUAAGCUAUAGCAUAAAACAUUAUAGGAAAUGCUUUUGUCCUACUUGUGUUUGCCCCGCUAGUUUUUCCAUAACAGAAUUUUGUAAUUACAUCCAGACUACAGGGUAUAUUUCGUCCCUCAGACUUGAUUACAUUGGAUGGGUAUUGUUGAACUGGGGCACUGGUGCCUAUAUUCAAGGCUCUUUCCUAUCAACUUGUCUGUCCACACUUUGUUGUGUUUAAAACUUCAUUUUAAAUAAUUACCAUCACCGCCCCCGACCCAUGGAAUGGUGGCUGUAUUGUUUUGUUCAUGUCUGUGUGGGACACAUUGCAUCACGUGGCAAACCAGCUCCCCGUGGAUGUGAGAUAACUACUUACAAAACCAGCUUGAAAACAUCGUCUUCUGUAUUAUGUCAUCCUGUAUCAUAAUGCAAUUAUGUGUAUCAUAACAUGCUCAUUUAAAAAAAAAAAAGAGAGAGAGAAACCAGCAAAUUCAUGUUUGUCCAUAGAAGAAUGUACUCAGAACUUUGUGUUGUGAAACGAUGAGAACAGACCACGUUUAAGAUACCCACCUGCCACUUAAAAUGACUUAGUUAUAAUUAGUAGUAGUCUAGACGUUGCUCUUGGUGUGUGGGAUUCAAUUCAAACGUCAUCUUCUUUUGAAUAAAUCUCUUGGUGGUAUUUGAAAAAACACAUGAGAAUAAAGAAAAAUAUCAUCUUUGACCAAAUCAAGCAGGCAUCUUUUUCCUUUUCCUUGACACUUAGCUCAUUAUACAUGGUGAUUGGAUUACAAGAGCUGUGUAAAAAUACAAAAAACAUCCUUUCGUUUACAAAACAGUUAUUCUAGGCUUGAAGCCUCUGAACAGCAAAUUGAAUAGAUGUGCUGCGUCUGAUUCACUUUACAGGUGUAAUUUUACAAAAGGCUCCUGGGUCUCUGACCCCAGAGAGUUAGAAUGCCCAGAGGAGGUCCUCCCGAAUUAAAGGAUAAACCCGCCGCCCCCCCCCCAAUAAUGCUGGGAAGCAAAUGUGUUAAUUUCUUAAAUCUUCAUUUAGUUUUCUGUUCAGAGUUUUAAUUGCAAAUGAAUUUAUUUCUCCAGCUUAUCUAAAGAUCUAAUUUCCCAAUAGUUUCCUCUGCAUUUAUAUACUCUGUAGUGUUUAGGCAACCCCUGUUAUAAGUUUAUUAAUAUUAUGUAAGUGUUGUUCUUGUAUUUAUGUAUAGUGUAUGUAUUGUAAAUAUACUCAGAGCUUUUUUCCUUUUACUGUAAAAUGGUGAUUUUUUUUUUUUUUUUUUUUUUUUUUUUUUUUUUUGCCCUAUGAUAACGUAAAGGGAGACCCUCCUAAUGAGAUUCUCUCAGAGGAUGAUUAUUCCAGUCUAUUCUCAGAGAUGUAAAUGAACAAGUGUUAUCGUUUUUAAUGGUGUCUCAGACAUAUUCUGUUGGUGCAUUGCUUUUCUGUAUUCAACUUUCCUAUGAAUUGAGCUGUGAACCGAAAUAGAGUUUAAACCUUUAACUGUAUGCAUUUGUAUAAUUAUCUGAAUGAAGGCAUGAAGGUUAAAUAAAGCAUUUUGUAUGGAA
Molecule: messenger RNA, 11239 nt
Organism: Delphinapterus leucas (beluga whale)
Lineage: Eukaryota; Metazoa; Chordata; Mammalia; Artiodactyla; Monodontidae
Gene: KLF12
Product: KLF transcription factor 12
Biological process (GO): regulation of transcription by RNA polymerase II
Molecular function (GO): RNA polymerase II cis-regulatory region sequence-specific DNA binding; DNA-binding transcription factor activity, RNA polymerase II-specific
Source: RefSeq, a predicted model, not a curated record